This is a messenger RNA of Cydia pomonella (codling moth), 5710 nucleotides long. RefSeq names its product mediator of RNA polymerase II transcription subunit 13 (gene skd). The transcript is spliced from 28 exons. The record is from RefSeq and is a predicted model, not a curated record. Gene Ontology annotation, molecular function: transcription coregulator activity. Bases 283 to 5553 code for a protein of 1756 amino acids. NCBI's taxonomy places the organism in Eukaryota, Metazoa, Arthropoda, Insecta, Lepidoptera, Tortricidae. Gene Ontology annotation, cellular component: mediator complex. Gene Ontology annotation, biological process: regulation of transcription by RNA polymerase II.
UUAUUAGUUAUACAAUCAGCAACAUGUUAUUCUGGUUUAAAAUAAAAAUCUACUCAAGAAUGCGCAGAAUCGUGGAACGGAACGCUUUGUAGUUCCAAAUACGGCCGCCGGGCGCAGCACUGUCGGCUUGGGUUGUUGUUUCCUAUCCGCCAUUUUCCAGUCGCCAUUGAAAGGUGAAAACUUCGCUAAAUGUCGGUGAUGAUUUUAAGAUUUUGAGUGGUUUCUUUAAGAUUGUACCUGUUUUUAGUGUUGUGAAAUGAAAAUGAAGUGCCCCGGACUACCAUGACGCAUCAAAAUCACCAAACAAACGGUGCAAGUCUUGAGGAUUGCCACACAAACUUCUUCUCCUUGACGGAGUUGUAUGGCAUAAAAUGGCGUAAGCUAGUUUGGGGCGAGACCACCGGCGGCGGCGGCGAGGGGGAGGAGGGCGCCGCGCCGCUCGCCGACCCGGUGAUCAGCAGCUAUGCCCGCUGCCUCGCCGGCGAUAUCCUGUGCGUCUGGAGGCGCGUACCCGCUCCCCAGCCGCAGGAUAUCUAUGAGAUGAGCGCGCCGCCCGCGCCGCCGCCGCCGCUCUCGCUCCGCGCCGCCAAGGAGCUAUGGAUCUUUUGGUAUGGAGAAGAACCGGACCUGAAUGGCUUGGUUGCGCCGGAACUGAUUGCUGGACAAGGCGACCAAGGAUCGUGGGAGAGUGGACUAUCCUACGAGUGCCGCUCUUUGCUCUUCAAGGCCCUCCAUAACCUAAUCGAAAGAUGUCUUCUAUCCCGAGACUUCGUGAGGCUGGGCAAGUGGUUCGUACAACCGUACGACGGAGACGAAGAGGAUGUUGGGAAAAGCCCCUGGCACCUCUCGUUCUCCUUCGCGUUCUUCCUCCACGGCGAGAGCACGGUGUGCGCGUCCGUGGACGUGCGGCAACACCCUCCCGUGCGCACGCUCACCGCCAAGCGGCUCGCCAAGCUGAACGGUCGGGAAAGGAGCGCUGAUGCCGAUAACAAGGUGAUCCUGGCGCCCUUCGGCCUGGAAGGCACAGUCACCGGGCGCGACUGGAGCGACUCCGACGCGCCGACCGCGCGACUACUGGACGCGUGGCGGCAACUCUACCCUUUGGAGCAAGGCUGCGGUGCCGUUGAGGUGGUAUGCGGCGGCGUGCGCAUGCGCUACCCGCUGCCGUACGUGCUGGUGACGGGCAUGGAGCCGCCGCCCGCGCCGCCGCCCUCGGCCGCGCCGCUCGCCGCCACGGCCGCCGCCGCGCUCACCACGCCCCGCCCGCACCUGCCGGCGGAGGUGUGCUACGCCGACUCCGGCGACAAAGGCGAAGACUUCGUCGAUCCCACCCGAAAAACCUCCUGUACCUGCGCCAAAGGCGGCGGGCUGUGCGGCGGCGCGGCGGCGUCGCCCGGCUCGUGCGGCGGCGGCUCCCCCGCGGCCGCCGGCUCGGCGCCGCCCUCGGCCGGCGCGCCGCACUCGCCGCACCCGCACCCGCACGCGCAGGCCCAGCAGACUUCGCUGCCGCACCAGAGCGCGCUGCCGCCGACGACGCUGCACACGCCGGCGCCGACGCCGGAGACGCACGCGCCGCCCACCCCCGCGCCGCCCUCCGCGCCGCCGCCCACCAAGCUCUACCCGCAGGGUGACUCCCCUCGCGACGCGUCCCUCGCCGCCAACGCGUCGCCGGUGCCGCCGGAGCUGCUGAAGCGGCCCGUGCUGCCGCGCGGCGAGGCGCGCGUGGACCCGCUGGAGGACGAGCACUCGCUGCAUAUGCUCUACGACUACACCACCGUGCACGCCUGGCUGGAGCACCCAGUGAAGCGCUUCAAGAGCGACGAGAACACGUUCCGAGAAGAACUGGCGCUCGGCCACACCGGCGGCGACCUGUACGCCGGCCACGACCACACGCGCAUGGCCGUCAUGCCCGACCACGCGGACGUCAAGCACGACCACGACGACGCAGCGUAUAAGAACCUGUACACGUCUGACGGCCUCUGCCCCACGCUGAAAGACCUCGACCAGAUCUUCGAGAACUCGGACGACGCGGCCAGCGGGGAUGAGACGGUAAGACUUCUUCAAGUACAAACGCCGCCGGACUCGAACAAGUCGUUCGAAGAGACCCGCGGGCGCAUGGUGCGGGCCGAGGAGCUCAGCAAGAUGUUCCCCACGCCGCCCUCGCUGGAGCCGCACGCCGCGCCGUCGCCGGGGUUCACCCUGGAGUUGGAGCCGCUGCGGCAUGCGCACUCGCACGCGCACCCGCACCUCACGCCUCACGCCACGCCUCCUCACGAGCCUAUUGAGGACUGGUCGUAUGUGUUCAAACCGCCCACCGUGUACAAGUGCGUCGGAUCCUCCAAAUACGCGCCUCUCCUCUCCCUGCCGUCCUCGUCGCUCCCGCCCGUCACGUUGCCGCCGCACGCCGUGUACCGGCCGCGGUGGCAGCAGAGCGAGGAGGAGCCGCAGCCACAGACAGGCACGAAGCGGCCGCUGUCCGCGCCGGCGUCGCCGCGCAAGCCGGCCGCCUCGCCCGCCGCGCGCGCCGCGCCCGCCGCCUCGCCCGCCGCGCCCGCCUCGCCCGCCGCGCCCGCCUCGCCCGCCGCGCCGCGCGCCGCCUGCCGCGCCUGCCCGCUGCUGCUCAACGUGCUGCUCGCCGACACCGUGCUCAACGUCUUCCGCGACCACAACUUCGACAGCUGCACGCUCUGCGUCUGCAACGCGGGGCCCAAGGUUGUCGGCAACAUCCGAGGGGCGGACGCGUCCACGUACCUGCCGGAGACGGCGGAGGCGGCCGACGAGGACCCCGGGCGCUGCACGUGCGGCUUCAGCGCCGUCGUCAACCGGCGGCUCGCGCACAAGGCCGGCCUCUUUUACGAGGACGAGAUGGAGAUCACGGGCAUAGCGGAAAUCCCAGCGCGGAGCAGUACGCGGAGCUUAGGGCCCGUGGCGGGCGCCGUGCUCGGCAUGUGCGCGGCGCUGGGCGGCGGCGGCGCGUCCGCGCUCACCCGGGCGGCGCGCCACGCGGCCCGGGAGCGCCACGACCAGAACGACAUCAACCUGCUCGAAUACUCGGACGGCGGCGCGGCGUGCGCGCGCGCGCUGCGGGCGGCGGGCGCGGCGGGCGCGGCGGGCGGCGCCGUGCACCGCUGGCCCUUCCUCGGCGCCCGCGCGCCGCGCUGCUCCCGGGACGUCAUCAGAUUGAUGCGCCGCCUCCGCCCGCUCCUCCAGGACGCGAUCCAGAAGCGCUGCUGCGGCGCGCGCAUGUGGGACGGCGUGGCCGGCCCGCUCACCUGGAGGCAGUUCCACCGCCUGGCCGGCCGCUCCAACGAGGACCUGUGCGAGCCGCAGCCCGUGCCCCCGCUGCUCGUCGGCCACGACCGCGACUGGAUCUCGCUGUCGCCCUACGCGCUCAGGCACUGGGAGCGCUUGUCCCUCGAACCCUACUCCUACUCCCGAGACGUCGCCUAUGUGGUCCUAGCGGCCGACGGCGAGGUCUUAACCGACCCUAUCAAAACAUUCUUCAGAGAGCUAUCGACGGCUUACGAAUCGUGUCGCUUAGGGCGACAUCAACCUAUCAACCGAAUAGCGCGCGAUGGCUUAAUAAGAACGUCCCCGAGCGACCGCGACCAAACGGCAGAAGAAUGGACGGGAGAAUUACCUGCAGGCCGACUCGGGGAAUACAUAAAAUCAUACGCGGAAACGUUAAGAACGAGUAUAGUACCUCAACUGGCGAGUUUGAGUAUUGAUAGGUCGUUAUUAGAAACGGAGACUAAAUCGACGCAUAUAGAGCGGCCGUCGCCGUCGCCGAUGAGGCCGCCUUCGACGCCGGACCACCCGCCGACGCCGAGCAGUCAGAGUGACCAGGAGAAUGAGACGCCGAAUAUGUCGUCCAGUGCUAAUAACAGUACAGUGCAUAAUUCCUGGGAAGAGGAAGAAGGUGGUGCCCCGGCGUUAGUAGUGUACGUGGUAGAACCUCCAGCUUCGCACGCGCACCGCGCGCACGCGCUGCACGCGCUGCUGCGGCUGGCGGCGCGCACGCACCACCACCUGCGGCACCACAACCCGCUCGUCAAGAUAAUUUCGCUAGAGGGCGUCUGCGAAACGGCCGGCCUCGGCGCAGGCACGCGUUCGGAGCUGCGGUCGCUGGCGUUCAGCGUGUUCACCGGCGCGCGCCGGCUGCUGCAGCCCGCGCCCGCCGGCAAGUCGCUCACCGGCUUCGGCACCGCGGCGCAGGCGCGCGUGCUGAUCGAGGCCAUGCAGGAAAAGGACCGAGCACCCUACAAGCUAUUCUCCCCCGCGUGGGUCCUCGCGCCGCCCCGCGCCCUCAAGGAAGUCGCGGAAACCUGGGGCCACUCGUGCGGCGAACAGGGCUCCGUGUUGUUCCUGUCGUACUGCCUGUCGCACGACCAGCGCUGGCUGCUCGCCGCCGCCACCGACGCGCGCGGCGAGCUGCUCGACACGCACGCCGUCAACAUACAUGUACCGCACAGAUCGCGGCGGAGACGAGCGCUGGGCGCGCGGCGCUGCGGGCUGACCAAGCUGAUGGACUGGGCGCUGGGCGUCAUGUCGCAGGCGGCGCAGCCCUGGCGGCUCGUGGUGGGCCGGCUCGGCCGCAUCGGGCACGGCGAGCUCAAGGGCUGGAGCUGGCUCCUCUCCCGCAAAAACCUCGCCCGCGCCUCCAACCAACUGAAGGACAUCUGCAACCCGUGCUCCGUGCUGUACCCCUCGGGCGCGCCCUGCAUCCUGUCCGCCUGCCUCGUGUCCACGGAGCCCGACUCGUGCCUGCGGCUGAUGGCGGACCGGUUUACCCCCGACGAGCGGUUCAGCCAGGCCUCCAUACAGUCGCACCUGCACACGCCGCGGGACGUCACCGCCACGCAUAUACUCGUGUUCCCCACGUCCGCCACUGCCACGCAGUCGGCGCAAGGGCAAUUCGAGCAAAGCGCUAUGGCCAAUGGCGAGACCGACGACAUGAUGUUCCUCGGCGUCGACAUGAACGACAUGAACGACGACGAGAUCAGCGACAGCAACAUGACGGACCUGCUCAUCGGCGACAUGUUCAACAACAUGUGGCCGCAAGGAAGCCCCAGGAAUGACGGAGGCAGAGAAGAGGACGCGGCCGCUGACGAGGACGAGCCGCAGCGUAAUGUGCCGCAGGCGAGCUACGCCGGGGAUGACCACAGCCAGGAGCAAGUGGGCACCGUGCUGCAGCAGCCGCUGGCGCUGGGCUACAUGGUGUCCACGGCGCCGCUGGACGCCAUGCCGGCGUGGUGGUGGGCGGGCUGCACGCACCUGCGCGACGCCUGCCCCGCCUUCCUCAAGAACGCGCUGCACCUGCACACCGGCUCCGUGCAGGCCGCCGACGACUUCACCAGCCUCACGCAGCGCAGCUCGCACGUGCACCCGCUCGACAGCCAGGUCACCACGGACGUGCUCAGGUACGUGCUAGAAGGCUACAACGCGCUCUCGUGGCUGGCGCUGGACGGCGAGACGCACGACCGGCGCUCGUGCCUGCCGCUGCACGUGCAGGUCCUCAUGCAGCUCUACCACACCGCCGCCGCGCUCGGUUAACGAACACAUUCGGCCAUCUUGCGACUCGGCUCACACUCGGCCCUCCUGACAACGGCACGUCCUCGGCUCACACUCGGCCCUCCUGACAACGGCACGUCCUCGGCUCACACUCGGCCCUCCUGACAACGGCACGUCCUCGGCUCACACUCGGCCCUCC